Messenger RNA from Tilletiopsis washingtonensis, 1467 nucleotides. RefSeq lists its product as hypothetical. NCBI's taxonomy places the organism in Eukaryota, Fungi, Basidiomycota, Exobasidiomycetes, Entylomatales. The transcript is spliced from 5 exons. Bases 1 to 1371 code for a protein of 456 amino acids. Gene Ontology annotation, biological process: double-strand break repair via homologous recombination; regulation of DNA-templated transcription. The record is from RefSeq and is a predicted model, not a curated record.
AUGCGCAGUCUCGAGUUCGAGUUCGACACGCCCGCCGGCGACGCCUUUGGGCCGCAGCAGGCGCUCGAGUUCCUUCACAGCAAGGGCGCAGUGCACGUCGACGCUCGCUGGAUCCGCAAUCACUGGCUCUUGAUCUUGUGGAAGAUCGCGGCUUUGACGCGCUUGCUGCCCGACGAGCAUGCGUGGCGCUUCAGCAGCGAGGAGGUGUGCAAGCAGCUGCUCUACCGCUACGAGCGUGAGGUGAAUCUCGCACAGCGCUCGGCGAUCAAGCGGAUCCAGGAGCACGACUCGUCGCCCAGCCAGUCGAUGGUGCUCUGCGUCAUGGCGAUUCCUACGGCGCUAGAGGAGGACGAGACGCCAUUCGUGGAGCUCACGGACGGCUGGUACCGCAUCCGCGCCACGAUCGACAAGGCGCUGCACCGUGCCGUGCAGCGUGGGCGCGUCAAGGUCGGCUCGAAGCUUGCCAUCUCGGGGGCUCGCCUCAAUGGGUCGUCAGAGCCUGCUGAGGUGCUGCAAGCUCUGGACCUCUCGGCGCUGUGUCUCGAGAGCAACGCUGUCAAGCUGGCGCGCUGGGACGCGCGUCUUGGCUUUGCGCCUCGGCCGUUCGUCGCCACGCUCCGCAGUCUCACGCCCGACGGCGGCCUCGUGCCGUGCAUGGACAUCGUCCUUACUCGCGUCUAUCCGCUCGCCUUUGUCGACGAGCGCGAGCGCGGCGGCGGCGAGGACAUGAGCAAUGCGCGGGGCGAGGCGCAAGAGGCCGAAGAGGAGGAGAAGUGGCAUGCGCAGCAGGGCGACGUGCGGGCGCGCAUCGAGGCCAAGUACGAGCAGUCGGAGCGCACGCUGGAGCAGCUCAGCGGCAUGCUGUACCACCUCGCGAGCGGCAUGGAUGCCGGCGCGUCCCAGAGCUACGCCACAGCGAGCCAGUGCGAAGACUACCUGGACUCGCUUCUCGUCUCGUCCGACCCGCAGCGCGAUGCUUCCCGCAUCCCGCCAAGCAGCCUGCCCGCCGUUGCGCAGCUCGCCGCUCAGCGCAGCCAGCGUUCGCGUGAGGAGAUGCGCGGGCAGAUGGAAGCUGAGCUCGCCGCCGCGUGCGCUCCGCGUCGCUCGCGCGACUUUCGCGUCGUCCGCUUCGAAGACGCAGGUACGGGGCCUGGAGGCGCUUGGCAGGGCCGACGACCCAGGGGCCAGCGCAGCGUACAGCUCACGGUCUGGGACGUCAGCAAGCUGGGCGAGCAGGGCCUGCAGGAGGGCAAACGCUACAUUGUGACCAACCUCCGACCCACGCAGCUGCGCAGCUGGCGCAAGCCGGACGACGCCGCGGACAUCUUCCUCUCCACGCGCCGCGACACGAGCUGGCGCCUCGUCGAGUGACCCGUCUCAUCUACACAUCAUUCUUCCCUUGACCCGCGCAUGACCACAUCAGACCCUGUAACAGCACACCACACAUGACCGAGCUUCGUUGACACG